UGCGAAGUGCACCAUAUACUAUCUUCCCCUUACCAAAUGUCAAAACGCUGAAUAUAAAUAUUUACAUCAGUGCACCGUCCGGGCGGGUACCGGCUGUCACGUUCAAUCAGUACUGAAACGAAAAUGAGUUGGAUAACGAGAUCAGUGCGAUUGGUGCUCAAUCAGCCGGUCCUUAUCUCCGGCAGGAUAUCGAUAUUAUCAGUGAACCGGACAUUUCUGGGCGUACGUUACGCAAGUGCCUCCCAGAAUGGCCCAUCCAAAGCAUUGUUGCAGAAACAGCAAACGAUCGUCAAUGUUGGGAAGAGGUUGCAGAAAAUUUCGUCAUCCGUUAUCAACCUGCACGAUAACAUCCAGCUGAAGAAGCGUCCGCGACGACGUCGGGAAGAGGAAAUCAGCAAAUUGGCCAAGGGCUAUCUAACUGUGACCGCCUUUGCCACUGCUGAAGAGUAUGACCUGGAACGGCUUCUCGGCGCCUUGAAGGAUCAAAACCUGUACGAACCGAAGCAGUUUUUGUCCAGUGAAGAUAACGACAUUGAUCCGGAUGUUCUGCACGUUACGGCCAAGUACAAAGUGGGAGACGAAUCACGGGAUGUGUACUUUUUCCGCGAAGGCACGGUGGUCUUGUGGAACUGUACAGACUUGGAGAAUAACAACAUCCUGAGGUUUUUGAAGCAAUUCGAAGAGGGUUCUUACGACGAAUCUACUGUACUUGAGGAGAGUGAAGCCAUGUUAUACAACGCGAUUGAUGGACCUGCCCGGUUGAAAAACAACAGCUUCUACGUUUCUACCAACGAUGAUACUGAUUUGGAAAAAUACACUUUCUCAAAUGCGAUGUCCCUUUCGGUGAAACUCGGAAUUUGGGAAGCCUCCCUGGAGCGGUACAUUGAAUCGAUGGCCUACGUGACGGAGGAUUUGAAGAAAGGAAAUAAAAUAACGAUUUCCCGUCCGGAGAUGCUUCGAAAAACCGGAGAACUUUUCGCUUUGCGCCAUCUGAUCAAUCUGAGCUCGGAUCUCUUGGAUGUACCGGAUUUCUACUGGGAUCGUGAACAGCUGGAAACUCUUUAUCAGCAGACAUGUUCGUACUUCAGCAUAAACCGUCGGACGCGGGUCAUGAACGAAAAGUUGAACCAUUGCGUAGAACUGGCAGACCUGAUAAGUUCAAACCUAAACGACAAACAUCACGUCCGACUGGAAUGGAUGAUCAUUAUUCUGAUUAUGGUUGAGGUAGGAUUUGAGAUUCUGCAUUACGUGGAUAAGUUCACGUAAUUUUGUUGAAUAAAUACAAUCAAUAUUA
Molecule: messenger RNA, 1294 nt
Organism: Aedes aegypti (yellow fever mosquito)
Lineage: Eukaryota; Metazoa; Arthropoda; Insecta; Diptera; Culicidae
Product: required for meiotic nuclear division protein 1 homolog
Exons: 2
Coding region: 124-1266 (380 amino acids)
Biological process (GO): positive regulation of mitochondrial translation
Source: RefSeq, a predicted model, not a curated record